Thamnophis sirtalis is the source of this 1542-nucleotide messenger RNA. NCBI's taxonomy places the organism in Eukaryota, Metazoa, Chordata, Lepidosauria, Squamata, Natricidae. The record is from RefSeq and is a predicted model, not a curated record.
GGUAAAACGUUCAGCAUCUGGCACCUGAAUGACCUGCGUGACUUCAGCAGGUCCGUCGCCCUCUUCCUCUUCGGGGACGUUCACAAGGAACACUGGAAGACGGACCAAGGCACUGCUGUGGGCCUCCUCAACGCUAACCAGAUGAAGCCCAAGGAAGGAUCAGAGGAGGAUCUACAGGGAAGCCCACCCCAGCUAUCCAAUCCAUCUCUCCUUCAGCUCUGCUGAAGCUACAGAAACAGCAAAUGUUGGCGGCCAGGAAGCGAAGAUCUGACGAAAUCCAGAGGAGAUUUCUUCAGGACCCUGCGGUUAAAAAGACCCCAGUCUCACCCACUUCUGUGGGGCAGGCUGUGCUGCAGUCGCCAACGCCAGCGUCUGAGUUUCCUAAAGCUGCACGGCUGUCCAGCCCCCAGACCCCCAGACUUGGUUCGGGUCUCUCUAAAGGGGACGACGUUCUCUUCUUUGACGAUUGCCCCCCUCCGGCCCCCAAACUGAGCCGCUCGGCAGAAGCCAAAAAGAUGGCAGCGAUACAGAAACUGCGCGCCAAAGGCCAGAUCAUUUCCAAAGUAGAUCCCAACAGCGUCAAACGGAAACGAUCGGAUGUUGACGUCCCAGGGAUUUCCGAAAGAGUGGAAAAAAAUAUCACGGAAGUAGAAGAGGGGGGAGCGUUAGAGCCCCUGGAAAAGAAGAGGCGCCAGCAGCUUGAAUACCUGGAAUCGGCGGAGUUUCAAGAGAUCCGGAAUGCUCGCUCCAGGCACAACGGGGUCCUUAAGGAGUUUGAGGCUGAGAUGCAGGAAAGGUACUUCGAGCCCUUGGUGAAGAAAGAACAAAUGGAAGACAAGAUGAGGAACAUCCGAGAAAUGAAAUGUCGGGUGGCAACAUGCAAAACGUGCAACUACACCUAUUUCAAACUGCUGGAUUCGUGUGUGGCGGAAGGUCACGCUUACCACUGGCACAACGGGGUGAAGAGGUUUUUCAAGUGUGCCUGUGGGAACAGAGCUAUUUCGCUGGACAAACUCCCCCAAAAACACUGCAGUAAUUGUGGCCUCUUUAAAUGGGAACGUGAUGGAAUGCUCAAGGAGAAGAAAGGUCCCAAAAUCGGAGCAGAAACUCUUCUGCCAAGAGGGGAAGAACACGGCCAGUUUCUCAACAGCGUGAAAUAAUGGCGGAUGGAUCCUGUCUUCGGCGAUUGAAUUCCCCAUCUGGAGAAACUCCCUUCCCGUGAAACGUUUUCGCACAGCCAUCUUCCUUCCCUGAACUGAAGAGGCCGAUCCAAAUAACUUUUUCUGUUUCUUUGAAACCUGGAAGGGUUUGGGGUCUAAUCUUCGCCCUUUCGUUGGAUUUGGGAAAGAAAUGUCAUCUUGGAUAGUUGAUGGCGUAUUUAGAACGGAACGGUGAAAGUCCGUUUCUUGGGAACGGUGAAGUCUGAGAUUUUGGCAAGUUUAGGAUGAGGCUGGGGAAAAAAAAUACUGAUCUCCUGUUUUCUGAGUUUCAGUUGUAUCUGAAGAUAUACUUCUCCUGGUCGGUCUUCGCCUAAAGCAGAGG